GUGGGCGCUGGAAUAUCCGGCAAUUCCUUCAACGAAUAAACUAAAAUUCGCUGAUUAUCUUAUUUACAUUCUCGGCUGCAGUGUGAACUCAUUCUCUCCGUUCGAGAUACAUUUCUGUGGAACAAAGCUGGCUACAGUUUUGGUAAAACGUUGAACGGGCAACUUGCAACGUGCACGAGAAAUAAUAAUAUUAAUUUCAUUCAAAGUAUUUGUCCAGUGAUUGGCGGCAGUGCUAUUGGUAGCGUCGUGUGAAAAGUAGCUGCACAGAGCGGAUGUUUGCAUCAUUUUAGGGAGUUUUAAUUUGAUUAUCCUUCCCACGAAGCCCAAAAAGUGUUUGCUCCCCUAUCGCGGCUCGCUGUUCGUUCCGCGCACAACGUUGAUUGAAGUGCUGGGAAGCGAACGAACGGGCGUACCAGCAGGGACUUGCUCCCCUCGACCCUAACCGGGCCAAUAUACACACACACAAUCAUAUACACAUACACACACACACACACACGCAGUGUAGCAUCACGAGUUUGCCGGCAGACAGACGGAGCAGCAGGCAGUGGAGAUCAUGCGCUCAUAGUUUUGUCAUACGUGUACUAAUCGAAUUUGUGCGACCAUUGAAGUGAGGUGCUGCAUUUGACUGGGUGGUAAAUUGUUAGUACAGCUCGCGGCUCGCGGACAGUAAGGGACAAGUGCUGGGCCAGGGAAGUAGAGCAUGAUGAAAUUAAACAGACCCCGGUGGUCGCCGCUGCUGUGGCGGAUUGCUUUGCUGAGCACCGUGCUAUUAUUUCAUAACCCCGUGGUACAUGGAAAUGACGAAAUUUCCUCCGAGUCUCAGCCGGCUGGGGAUGCUGAGCAGUACGAAACACCAACGGUAGACCCGAAGCGUAUGUAUUUUGCUGAACAUUUCGAUGAUCUGUUCGAUGGUGCGAGCGAUGCCAUCGAGAAGCGGUGGGUGAAAUCAAAGGCCAAGAAAGACGACGCUGCCGAAGAGGUGGCCAAAUACGACGGUGAAUGGGCGGUCGAGCAGCCGCAGCGACCGAUUCUAGCGAACGACUAUGGGUUGGUGCUGAAAUCGAAAGCGAAGCAUGCUGCGAUUGCUUCGCCUUUGCUGCUCAACCGACCAUUCGUGUUCGAGGACAAGCCGCUCGUGGUACAGUACGAGGUCAACUUGCAGGAGGGCCAGGAAUGCGGUGGCUCCUACAUAAAGCUCCUUUCCGUCGGCGACGGUACGAAGGAUCUGAAGCAGUUCCACGACAAAACACCGUACACGAUUAUGUUCGGACCGGACAAGUGUGGCAACGACGUAAAGUUGCAUUUCAUUUUCCGACACGUUAACCCGAUUAAUGGUACUAUCACGGAGAAGCAUUGCAACAAACAGAAAGAUCGGCUUGAUGAUCCGUUCAAAGACAAACGCCCCCAUUUGUACCAAUUGAUUAUUCGCCCGGAUAACACGUACACCAUACGAGUGGAUCACAAAACCGUCAACGAGGGCUCGUUGCUCACCAACUUUACGCCGGCAGUGAACCCGCCUGCCGAGAUCGAUGACCCGGAGGACCGCAAGCCGGAGAACUGGGACGAUCGCGAAAAAAUCCCCGAUCCCGAAGCGACCAAACCCGACGACUGGAACGAGGACGAACCGGCACAAAUUCCCGACCCGAAGGCUACCAAGCCGGCCGGCUGGUUGGACGAUGUGGAGGAGAUGGUACCGGACAGUUCGGCCGUGAAGCCGGAGGACUGGGACAACGAUAUGGAUGGUGAGUGGGAACCGCCCCUGAUUCCGAACCCGAUGUGUGAGAAGGCGGUUGGUUGCGGUUUGUGGAAGGCUCCGAUGGUACCGAACCCUAACUACAAGGGCAAAUGGCGCCCGCCGCUAAUCGCUAACGUAAACUACCAAGGAAAGUGGGCCCCGCGCAAGAUUUCUAAUCCGGACUUCUUUGAAGAUCUAACGCCGUUCCGAAUGACACCGAUUGCCGCGGUAGGCAUCGAACUUUGGUCCAUGUCAAACGAUAUACUGUUUGAUAACAUUGUUAUUUGCGAUGAUGAAUCCGUUGCCGACGAAUGGGCUGCACAAACGUUCGAUCUCAAAGUGAAGACGCUUGAUCGGCAGGCGCAAACCCUAUGGGACCGAGCGAUGCGGUACAUUAACUACAAGCCAGGCUAUUGGGGAGCAUACUUUGUGUACUGCUCAAUACCAUUGAUUGCCUACGUAUGGUUCCUGUGGUCUCGACGCGAUAAAGAGGGUGACGCCAAGGCGGAAAUUGGACGCAAGAAGAAGAAUGACGAUUAUCCAGCACCGGAGCACGAGCAGGACGAGCUGGUCGGUGGUGCCGGAGAGGAGGCGGAAGACGAUGGACGAUCGAGUAAAACAAAGCUGAAUGCCGCAGCCACGGGGUCCUCCGGUUCACGGUCAGCCAGCAGUGCCGGCGAAGCUUACGCAGAGAAUGAGGAUGAACGUGACGGCGAUGAGGCUGAAGAGGACGAGGAAGACGACGAAGCACAGGAAGAGGCUCAGGAAAUGGAGGCCGGUGAAGAGGAAGCAUCGUCAAGCGAUGCACCAGUAGAUAGCAAGAAUUCGGAAGGCGGAGAAGGCCUAAAGAAGAGAAGAGCCCGCAAGGAUUAGAAGCUAAGCGGAGAGGUAGAAUGGUAGAACAAUAACCUAUAAGCCGUUAGAUGUGGUUGCGUUUGCAUGGUACAGUAUCGAUUGGUAAAGGACACCUAGAGAGGUCCCGUAACGUAAUGUUUUCUUCUAUCUCAGCGUGUAUGUGCCCGUAGACAUGCAAUAAUCAUUUCCAAGCUUUUAAUUUAUCUUGACAGUCGGGUUCUUUUUUUUGUUAGCUCAUCUCACAUAGUUCUUAAUAGCUUUCGAUCUGGUCUAAAAUUAGCCCCUGCUGGGUCAAAUCGUCGUGUGUGAGCAUAGGGCACGCGUGUAUUCUUACGCAACGUGUGAACGGCUCUCCCACGGGACCGGCCCCAUAUUUAUUCCCAAUAGACCCCUGCUGGGUGUGCAAGUUAACAAACAAGUUAAGGUCAGGCUAGCUUUUCCAACGCCGAAUUACUGCUUAGAAUAAUGCAUUUCUUCACGGUAUAUACAACGUUACGUUUGUACUUCUGUUAGCCGAAAUUAAACCAGACGAAACAAAAAAAAAAACAAGCGGGGAACAGUAAAUAGAGCGUAACGGUUAAGCAAUUUGGAUACGUUUUUUUGCAUAUAUACUUAGCACCAAAGGAAAUUGGCUCUAGUUUAAGUGAACGAUUCUAAACUAACAUACGGAAGGGAGGGUGGGUAUGUAAGUGCAUUUGCAGCUGCUGAAAUAUCCAUUAAAUCAUUGUUUCAUCCAUUGAUUAUGUUUGUAUGUGUGGCAUUUAGAGAUUUCCUUUGUCUUUCAAUUUGUUUCGGAGUAAAUUAGAACUACACGUUAAAGUAAGAGGAAAAAUGUUGUUUUCGUUUUGAUAUUCAUACAUCUACCUGACCGGUUCUUGCGUUCAGCGAUGAUGUUCAACUAUAUUCCAUAUUAUAGGUAGCAUUUUUGUGUGUGGGUUUUAGGUGUGAAAAAAUCAUUUAAAAAAAACCUGUAAUGCAGCAAGUUUUUGAUUGUACUCAACCUCAGUCUAGGGUUAGAUCGAUUGAACACUAACGCGCACUGUGUGAAUGCUCGAUAAAAACUCGAUGAACACGAGUGCCCCGGUUAAAUACAAAUAAAUCGUAACGUAAUUGACCAUCGACAGGA
Molecule: messenger RNA, 3716 nt
Organism: Anopheles merus
Lineage: Eukaryota; Metazoa; Arthropoda; Insecta; Diptera; Culicidae
Gene: Cnx99A
Product: calnexin
Exons: 7
Coding region: 701-2608 (635 amino acids)
Biological process (GO): protein folding
Cellular component (GO): endoplasmic reticulum; endoplasmic reticulum membrane
Molecular function (GO): calcium ion binding
Source: RefSeq, a predicted model, not a curated record